This is a messenger RNA of Linum trigynum, 6680 nucleotides long. The record is from the annotation of a GenBank genome assembly. Lineage: Eukaryota; Viridiplantae; Streptophyta; Magnoliopsida; Malpighiales; Linaceae.
UUUCCCCUCUUAUUCACCCUCGUUGCAGAAACUUCCCCCUUAUCCACCAUACCUGCAAUAAAUCUCAUGACCACACAAGAACUUCAUUCACUCAUUCUGAUGAUAAGGUACGCAUGAAAUUGAUUAGUAUGGUCAUGUUGAAGUAGUUGUGUGUUUGUGCUUCACUAAUUAUGCAUGAAUGAUAUUCAACUUCAUAGAUUAACUAAACACUAGAACAUACAUUAAAGUAUGUUGAAACAACACACAACCCACUACUAACACGUAGCUUAGCGUUGGAAAAUUAAAGACAUAACAUGGACACCUAGCACUAAAAUAAACAACACAUAACUACAAGUUAUUCUCAUUGCCCUUGUUCUCCUCCUUGUUCCCCUCCUCCUCCUUGUCUUUUUCCUCGUCCCCUUUUGGUCUCUUCCUUGCUCUUCUUCUUGAUGGGGCCUUGGGUUCCUCUUAACUUGAACUGCCACCAGAGUUACCAUGGGAGGUGGUGACGGAUGUGCAUGUGGUGCACCAUAAGGUGUAGGAGUGGGGACGAGUGGGGGUGGAUGAAAUGGCUCUUGCGGAGUUUGAUAUUGUUGGUAAACUCGUGGAAACCCUUGAGGGUACAUGUCGCCUUGUUGUGAAGGACCGCUGCUAGAAGAUGCUCCAGCCGGGUCGGUUGGAUUGGGGAACUGGAACUCCAGUGGUCAGGAAGGCAAUACUGAUCAGUCGGUGGACCACGACAAGAGGAGGCUCAGCUCGACAUUUGCUCUUCCGCGGAGGCUCAGAUUGGGGGGAGAGGGGGGGGGGGGUGGAAGUCACCAUCACGAGGGAUCAUCAUUUCCCUUUUAGGAAAAUGGAUGGGGUGUGUCUCAGGAUGCCACAUUUCAGAUAUGGUCGUGAGUAGCUCGUUGUCAAUCUCCAUCAUCAUGAAGUGUCUCACCUUUUCCAACCCCACCCUUUCUAGAUAGGGCGCGAGUUGGGAGUGAAACGGGGGCAAACGGCCAGUCCCUCUAUGGACGACGGGAACAAGUGAUUAUGAUGGGGGAAAAAUGCACAAAGUAAUUAUAUAUCAGCAUUUUAAAAUAAUUAAAAAAACAUGAUUUUGAAGGUAAGACAUGCCUACCGGGUUGUUGUUCCAAAUCGCAUUGGACUGAUGAUUUCUUGAUCAGUUGAAUAUUGGGCAUCCCUCGCGCCAGGUUGGAUAUACAAUCUAGGAUCGUAAAUAUCUGCUACUAUCUAUCAUUAAAUACAAGAAAAUAACACUAUUUGAUUUGUAAUAAAUCAUGAAAAUACAAAACAACGUCUAAUCAUGGUCAUUCUACAAAGACAUUGGUCUUAUAGCAUUCCUCCAUGAUUCAUGUUGGUAAAUACAAAAAAUAUAAAAUUUAUCACAUACCCUAAGAGUAUAUUCGCCCAUUUUUGGCAAAAGCCGGACAGAGGAUCUACUGGGUUUUUAGUGGGACAGCGGGUCUUUAGCGGGACAAGGCUUUUUCGGAACUCAAGAAACAGGGUCUUAUGUGGAAGAUCGGACUUGGACGCAACCCCAGAGCAUACCUAUAUUUCUUGAGUGAUAUGGGCGAGGGAGGGAGGAAGAAUGUGUAGUGAUGUAAAUGAAAUGUGGAGGAGGGGUUGCCUUUUAUAUGUUGGGGGAGAGUCUAAAUCGUGUCUAUCAGACACGAUGAAGGAGCGCCAAGAGGAGAGAUAGCACAUUAAUCGUGGUUAUCGAAAGUGAUCAAUAUUUGAUCGCGUGACAGCUCCGCAAUCCGCGUCAACCCCGACCAAAACCGUCUUCCACGUCAGAGAUCUGUGUUUCUUUUAAAAGCCACUCGUGUUGCUCGGACGCGAUCUGUGUUUCUUUUAAUAUCCACUCGCAUUGCUCGGACGUGAUCUGUGUUUCUUUUAAUAGCCACUCGCGUUGCUCGGAUGCAAUUAACAAUGAUCGCGGAUUCCAACCGCGAUCCAACGGCUCAUCGCUCGCCAACUCAGAGAUCCGUUGUGAUUGCUUUCUUCGAAAAAAAAUCUUACCUACAUCGCGUCUGACAGAUGCGAUUUAUAUGCUAAUCACUUUUGUUAACAGUGAUAUGGUGAAAACAUGUGUAGUUUAGGAAUUUUUAUAAAAACUUAUAUUUUGGGAAUUUUUUUAAUAACAUGUGUGUUUGGGGAAACAAUCUGUUAAUACUUAAUACCAAGGUUGUCAAACCGGAUGAAGUCAUCAAGCUAGUUAGGCUAGGGGUUCGAGAUUCAAUGGUCGGAUCGAGGUCCAUUCGGUUUAACUCGGUUUUGGCAGGAUAUGUAGGUAGUGGAUAUUGGUUAAACCCUAUCCGCCGCCGGCGAGCUCUUUCUUUGGUCCUCUUUCGAUGGGACCUAAAAACCUAUGAAUGACAACAAGAUCGAUCAGAUUCGAUAUAAAAAUAGAAAAAAAAAACACUAACAAAUAAGACUUACCAUCGACAGAGUGACCUCAUAGGCACCUCUCCUUCUCAUUUCCCUUUUGAGAUCAGAUCCCCCUCCCAGAUUCGACCAAAAUCGAUUAGAAUUAUGAGACAGAAAUAAAAAGAAGGAGAGUCUUGACCUAAUGCUCUAGGUACCUAGUUAUUACAUGAUCAUUGAGCUAGCUUAGAUACCAAGAAGUGUGGUUGCGUGACAUGAUCACUGCAACAAUCACUAGCCUAAGUGAUUCCUCACAACAUAGAGGAUAGGAAAGUGUCAUUAUCUUGCAUUUAUCCAUGUCAAUCUAUAACUAGAGGGAUUCGGCCAAAGCAACAACCAUUCUCUAGCAAUCUCCCUUGUACUUAGUUUUGUUUCAUUCUUUGUUUAGCUAGUUUAGUCCACACUCAAACCUCAACCAUCUCGUUUGGCUAGUAGUAGACCUAGAGAGAUCUAGGAAUACAACCUUGAUCACCGUUAUACUACUUCGUUGAUCUAUGAUGCACUUGUCUAGAUUGGGGUAGUUGGUAACAUAGACAACUAAUUUUAUAACUCUCAUCACUACCGUAAAUGGGAUGUUGACAUAAACUUGUUUCAAGAGAUCAAAGAAUUGCAUCUUCUCCCGAAGGUGAUUUGUGUUUGUUUGACUUUUGUUUUUGUGUGUUUGUAGGUACCAAAAAAUGAAACCUUAUGACUUUAACCAAGUCUGGAGUAUUAACCAUCUCUCAAAUGGUGUUACACUAUGACUCCAAAAAGAAAUGAAGUCUUAGGAUCUUGGUUUCAACAACAAAUUUCUCUCAAUGGACAUCGACAAUACCCCCAUGGCUAUCGAGUUCCCCCACUGGUUUAUCAAGAACAACUUCCACAAUCUUAGGAGAUAUUCGAGGCGGAGCUUGCUUUAGAGAGAAUGAAGAUAUCAACCAAUUCCUUUGAGAAGAAUUACUUUCCAUUACUUUGCAAGCUGAAGAACCAAUUUUAGCUCUCGUUAGAGUGAUUCAUCACCAAGAGUAAAAGGAUUAUUCAUCCUCCACAACCACCAAAGUCCAGAGUAAAAGGAUUAUUCAUCCUCCACAACCACCAAAGUCCAAUGGCACACGAAGUGUUCGAAAAAAUGCAUGAGUUUGAUGCCAUUUUGACAGAUUUUUUUUAUGUGAUUCCGUGGAUGAUUUAGCGUGCUCUUACCUUCCAUGUGUGGUCUAAGUUGCCUACUUUCAUUUCCAUGGUUUCAUUUGGCCCCUAUGUUACUCAUUUGUGAUCUUUCAUGCUUGUUUACAUCUUGUGCAACCAUACCCACCAUAUUUUGUGCUUAAGUGUGGGAGAGGUUCUUACCUCCUUCAGAACUUCAAUUCUAACCAUUUCACGUUAUAUGGUGCAUCUUUUCUUUAUAUUUUUUAGGCAAUGAAGGACCACCAACAUCCCUAUUUUGCAGUGUUAUUAAAGCCGAGCCGCUCGGCCCGACCGGUAAAACCGCCACCGUGUCACAAAACCGGCUCGGAACAGUCUAAAAGCCGCUCCGGUUUUAUGUAGCGGUUGGCGAGCGGCCGAGGCGGUUAACCGUUCGUGCCGAUCGAGCCGCUUGUCUGGUUUUUGCCCUUCAGCCACUAAAUUUGAUUAAAAAAAUUGUAGAAAAUUGAAAAUUGAAAUAAACCAAAAACGUCGGGCUUUCAAAUUGAAUCCUUAUUUCCAUUUCACAAUUUCGAAGGAAAGAGAUGAGCUCUGAUUAAGAAAUGUCCACUAUUUAUAGUGAUAACGUUUAUUAGAUACCGGUUCUCUAACGGUUUUUAAACGGUCUAAUGUCGGUUGGACCGCUAAAGUGCGAGCCGUUUGCAUUAUCGGGUCAUGCUCCGGUUCGGUUCUGACAACAUUGCUAUUUUGUCUCCGUUAUGAUCCGAAUAUUGGAGACUUGUAUCAGGCAUGGAGGCACGCCUCUUUUGGUCCCCCACUAGAGGCUAACCUAGAUUACUUAAGGACUCUCCACUAUCCGGUGGAGAUUAGUGUCGUUGUCGUUGACACUGCUUGAAGGGAGCUCCUAGGCUUGGCCGACCACAUCUAUCGAGAGCUCAAGGUGGAGGUUCAAGCAUGAGAUGAAGACGUCCGCCCAUGCUCCAAGAGCUGUCACCUAUUGGCUAGGUGAGGUUCGAUGAUCCGUUUCCUAUGAGCAGCUCGCUUGUGCCUUGGGUCUCUACACAUAGCACAUGUGGUGAAUUGGUGAUGAUUUAGUGUCUUUUGUAGGAAAAUAGUUGCAGAGGAAAAACUAAAAUGUAGAGGCACACAGAAUAUGCAGAGGAGUAUACAAAAAAAUGAGUCAACCGAGAAUCCAGCAAUCCACCCAAACCAACUAAUUUGGGUUGAGUUCAUUAACCCAAUCAGAUAGUAGCACGUCAGUAGCGACAACAAAAGACAAUAAACAAGGGGUGUUAAUUGGAUACCGGUUAUGCGGUUAACCGCGUACCGCACCAAAAAUCUCGAUUACACAAUCUACUGAAAACCGACAAAUCAAGUCAGCUGGCGAUGUCGCUUAGGAAUUUCGUCUACGGCGGGAAACCAUGCGGUUUGCGGUGAAUAACCGAUCUGCUAAUCGAUGUCCACAAUAACCGCAACUGAGUUUGCCCACCCAGCAACACGACAACCUCCUCUUCGCUUUCCUUUCUUUCCACUCGUGGCCUCCUCCUCCUCCCAUUUCAAGUUCGACAUCCCAUUCUAAUUUUCAGGUGAUACGAAGAGAAGGGGAAGUACGAAAGAAAGAACCCUAAUUCACCCAACUUCGCCCAGCCCUCCUCCUCCUUUCUUCGACCUAAUCCCCAAAUUGACAAACCCCCCGUAUCAACUAAAGUAGAAGAUCGACGAACCCUAAUCAGUACCCAACAUCAUAUGCUUCUCUUUAAUUUCUCACUUACUUCUAUGCUCUUUGUAAUAUAGUUGAACCGAAAGCACACAUUAGCUAGUUAUUGUUCCUCUUGCAUGUCGGAAAAGCUUGGUUUGGAAAUACUUUAAUAGAAGGGAUAGAGUGAUACAAUAGAUGAAUCAUUGAGAUACAACGUAUGAUUAAGGAUUGAGAUGCAUGUUUAUAUAGAGUGAUAUUUUCUAUUCAGUAAUGUAUCUUUACUUUUCUGCCUAUGAAACUAAAAAAUCACCUAAACAUAUAUAUCUAUUAUUGCUUCGUGAGUCGAGAUAUGAGUAGUUAUGCAUUAGAAGACAUUGUGAAAUACAACCCUAGAUAUUUCUAGGAUUUAUAACUUGAUUGUAUCUUAUAUGCAUUGUUAAGAAAACUACACGAAAUGUACCAUCAGGCAGCUGUUUAUGCUGGCAGGAAUGAGGCUAUGGGUGGAGUUGGUGGUGCUUAUGACGAGGAGGAGCAUUUUCCACAUGCACCACAUCGCCCUACGCUAUCACCAACGUCUAAUACCUUGACCAGGUGGGUCUUUCCACCAACCAGUAUUCUGCCUGCAUGGCUAACUUGGAGAGUUCAUAUCCACACAUCAACACCAUAAUGCAUCUAUCAAGGCCUGUGAAAGGCGCCUAACGGCCCGUCAGAGAGAGGAUGUCUAUGCGUUAUAUUCACGCCAUGCAACAACUUUGGGCCAAUUUGAGCUCUAUUUGACCCAGUACCCCCGAGUCUCUUGUCUUUCCCCAUACUCAUACAAUAGUGGUGAUGACGAGUGAGACACUGACUCGCUCCGACUAUCACAAUAAAAUCUCACCUAAGGUCCAAGUAUAAACCUUAGAUGGGUGCAAUAUAGGGCAAGUAUGUUUAAAUAUCAACCCGGGCCGGCCCAUGUACCCCUACUUCGAUUGUUUGAAACAUUAUCUAGCAGAUUGUUGUUUGUUGAAAUCUCUACAAUCUACGAUUUAAAAGCAAGAAUUUGAAAAGUAAAAGGGUAGGAAACUCUUGGUGAGAAGCUUCACUCGAGUGUUGCUUCUCCUAACUAACUACCAUGAACCGUGGGAUGGAAUGAACCGGUGUGUGACGAGGCAAUUGUGACCCGUAGGAGGUGCAACAAUGGUUAGAACCCAUCCUCUCAACCGCUAGGCCAAGGUAAGCAUUAGAGACUACAAUUGUAGCCCUCUUGGCACAAGCAAUUGAGGGUUGACUUACCUUCUCCCUCAAACCAUGGCUUGGAUGUCAUAAUCACAAUUAACCUAUGUGUCUAAUUCAAGUAGAGGUUUUCCCUUCAUUAACCUAGUUAGGAGGCAUGGAAUGCCUAAGGAAACCCAUCUCAGUUUUGAGCCUCUUAAGAUAAGGGGCUUCUCUCCAAUAUAGGUUAGAAUAGCAC